Echinostoma caproni is the source of this 1827-nucleotide messenger RNA. Lineage: Eukaryota; Metazoa; Platyhelminthes; Trematoda; Plagiorchiida; Echinostomatidae. The record is from the annotation of a GenBank genome assembly.
AUGAUCCGACGAAUAGUUGACUCCGUAUCGCUGCUGACUGACCCAGAUGAGGAACAAUUGAGCCCAAAUUUACGUAAUGGAACUGAUUCUCCCAAGCCAUCAACGAUGCCAAAUGGCACCAAGAUAACUCUGCGAAAUCGAAGCGCGAGCUCCUCUGGAUCCUCUGACCUUGUGGACGUGAAGUACACCAAUUUGUUUUCCUCAUGUGGCCCCUUGACUACUAUGUCCAAUUCUGGAUCUUGCUACAUUGCACCGAAAGACAUACCGGAACCGUGCACACCUGCCUCGUGUGAUGAAAAUCCGAAGACUUCGCGCUCACCAAGUCCUAUACCGGCUCGUCGACAGUCACCCUCUCCUGGCCGGGUUGAUCCCAGCUGUGUUGCCAGUCGCCAACUUCCGGGAGGUGGUCUUUCAUUACAACAGCGGGUUCAACGCAUACAACCUGCUAGGAAGAAAGAACACUCCAAGGGUAUUGGUCCUGUUUCCAAAUCCUCGAAAUCCAUGAAAUCGAACAAGACUGGAAAGUCCGAAGAAUUUCUGUCUACAUAUGAAGAAGAGCGAGAAGAGAACGGAUUUUCCGGUAUGGCUAGUCAAGCAGACCCGUUGGUGAUGAGUGUUGAAUGCUAUGUGUUACCAUUUAUGCAAGAUCUGAAGGCGAUCGAAUUGCGAAUACCGGCUUUCACCUUCUCCAAAGCCCAACGGCGUAUUCUGAAAAUGUUAGCUAACGAAAAUGAGUUACUUAUCCUAUCCAUGGGCAAACCUGGUGUAUCAGCUGAACAGGAGGAAUCAGCUAUUGUGAUUCGCAAACGGGCUGCGUUACAACAGCGACAGGAAAUCCAGUGGGAAAAAGAACAACGUGAAGCGGCUGAACGUGCACGAAUUCGGGCGGAAGAAGAGGAGCGAAAAAGAAAAGAACGUGAACGAGAAGAACUUAUUCGAACCAAUCAAUUCCAUCAGAGUGCAAAAUGUCAGGCGAAUCUCGAGGAUCCAGAACCGACGAUUGGCCGCAAGAAGGCUCGUCGAUUACGUCGAUUACGUCAUCGACAGACCAAUAAGCGCCCAAUCAAACCAAAACGUGUUGAUAGCGAGAUGCAAACGGUACCGGAAGAUCAUUGGCUCUGUCCUUGGUGUUGGCAACAUAUCCCCCCGGAACAACAAUGUGGCCAUGAAGUUGUUUGUCGAGCAGGUGUCCGGUUAAAACAAAGGGAGCAGGAAUUAAAAGCGCGGUUGAAUCAACGCAACGCGGACGCGGAAGCCAGACGUCGACAACGUCUUGGUCUGCCGCCCCUGAAGACUCCGAAGAAACAACAACAACCCGGACUGAACGGGACGUGUACUGUGCCGGGCAAAACCGAGGCACCGUCUGGUCGAAGUCGUAGUCGUACGCGUAAUCCCUCCAAGUCAGAUAAGACCAAAGGCAAAGCGACCAGUCGACCGCGCUCUCGUUCAGCCAGUAAAACUGACCCUCGAAAUCAAACUAGCGUGGUUGCAAAACUGGAAACAGUUCAUCCAAACGACCUGGAUGGUAUGGCCAAAUUGAUGCAACGCGUUUGCUCUCAGCCGGGAUGUGAUCAAAUCUAUGACGCGGGAGACCCUGCUACGCGCUGCGCUAUCAAAUGUUUGGGUUGUCGUCUUCCUUAUUGCGAUCGACAUCGACCGGCUGGAAUGCACAACGCAUGUCCGGCACCGGAAAAGCCUGUGCCCCCACCGAAACCCGGCUUAGUUUCUGCCGCUUGUGGAUGGGAUAUUGAGGAGAAACGAGCUGCUCUGAAAUCGGCCAUUCGCGAACGACGUUCGGCACUACAAGAACGCAGACAACGAUACUGA